Messenger RNA from Racocetra persica, 431 nucleotides. The record is from the annotation of a GenBank genome assembly. NCBI's taxonomy places the organism in Eukaryota, Fungi, Glomeromycota, Glomeromycetes, Diversisporales, Gigasporaceae.
GAAUUCAAGUUAAAAAUAUGGUUAAAAUACUGAUUGUGGAAACCACCACUUUGGAUGGAAUAAGCAGCCCGGCAGAUUACGCUGCCAGUGCCCGACAGAAAAAUUAUUCGGCUUUGGCAGUAACCGACCAUUAUAACGUCCAAGCCUUUCCGGAGUUCAGCCAGCACCAAAGCCCAGAUUUGAAAAUUAUUUAUGGUUGUGAAAUGGAAAUGUUAGAGGACGAACUACCACCUUAUUUUUUUAAUCAUUCAGCAACGAUUUUAGACCAAAAAAUAGAUAAUUUGACUUAUUGUGUUUUCGAUUUGGAAACCACAGGCUUUUUUUCGCAAUACAAUGAAAUUAUUGAGUUAGGUUAUGUUAUUUAUCAUCGAGGAGAAAUUAUUCGAGAAAAAGAAUAUUUAAUCCGCCCCCAAAAAGAAAUUCCAGCCGAA